CAUAUUUGGAAACUGAUAAGUUGUUGAAAACAUAUUGAGCAAAGCCGAGGGCGGGGUUAUCGCCUCAUCAACUCUGACCAACCUAAACUUGGGGCCAGCUAGAGGGUCAGAGCAGUCAGUCAGAAACAGUACGCUGAGUGGCACACACAUUUAAGCAUUUAACGCAUUAACAUCCGCCAAGAUGGGUGAUGAUCUCCAGAAGAUGCUCCAUGAGAACAUUUGGGAUUCCGAUCCUGAACUGUUUGAACUAAUGAAGAAAGAGAAGCAGAGACAAAUGAGUGGUUUGGAGAUGAUUGCAUCAGAAAACUUCACCUCCCUAUCAGUAUUGCAGUGCCUCUCAUCAUGUCUGCACAAUAAGUACUCAGAAGGCCUGCCAGGUCAAAGGUACUAUGGUGGUAAUGAAUUCAUUGACCAGGUUGAGCUCCUUGCUCAGAAACGCUGCCUUGAAGCCUACAGGCUCGACCCCAAUGAGUGGGGAGUCAAUGUUCAACCAUACUCAGGAUCUCCUGCCAAUUUUGCUGUAUAUACAGCACUUGUUCCACCUCACAGCCGUAUUAUGGGUUUGGAUUUACCGGAUGGUGGCCACUUAACCCAUGGAUACUUCAAUCAAAACAAGAAAAUAUCGGCAACUUCUAUUUAUUUUGAGUCAAUGCCCUACAAAGUAAAUCCUGAAAGUGGUUUGAUCGACUAUGACAAGCUAGAUGAAACCGCUAAGCUUUUCAAGCCUCAAGUCAUUAUCGCUGGAAUUAGCUGCUAUUCCAGAUGUCUGGACUACAAACGUUUCCGUGAAAUUGCUGAUCAAAAUGGCGCUUAUCUCUUUGCUGAUAUGGCUCAUGUCAGUGGCUUGGUUGCUGCUGGUAUCAUCCCGUCUCCUUUCGAAUACAGUGAUGUUGUUUCAACUACAACUCACAAAACUCUCCGUGGGCCUAGAGCUGGUAUCAUAUUUUUCCGCAAAGGAGUUCGCAACAUUGGAAAGAAUGGUGAGAAGAUAAUGUGGGACCUGGAAGCUCGUGUCAACACUGCAGUUUUUCCCACACUGCAGGGAGGUCCUCACAACCAUCAGGUAGCCGGUAUAGCAACUGCAAUGAAGCAAGCUAAGACACCAGAGUUCAAAAAGUACCAAGAGCAGGUAGUAAAGAAUGCCAAAACUUUGUGUGCGGGACUUCAAAAAGCAGGCUAUAAUAUUGCAACUGGUGGUACUGAUGUUCAUCUCGUGUUAGUAGAUUUGAGAAACAUUGGUUUAUCUGGUGCCAAAGCUGAGUUUGUCCUGGAAGAAAUGCACAUAGCCUGCAACAAAAACACAGUUCCUGGUGACAAGAGUGCUUUUAAUCCUAGUGGUAUCAGACUGGGCACACCUGCUUUGACCACCAGGGGUUUUGUUGAGAAAGAUAUUGAAAAAGUUGUUGACUUCAUUGAUAGAGGUUUGAAGUUGGGUUUGGAGGUUGCCAAAGCAUCAGGACCCAAGCUAGUUGAUUACAAGAAAGAGAUGACUGAAAACACUGCUUUCUCAUCCAAAAUUGAGAAGCUGAGACAAGAAGUGCACGAGUUUUCCCGCAAGUUCUCCCUUCCAGGCUUGAAAGACUUCUAAGAAUUACGCCACUGCUAUUGUCUUACUCAUCACUUGUUAUUGAAGACACACAUUCCACUCUUCUCUAAUGUUAGUUAGGAAUAAUUUUUUAUUAUGAACAGUUUAAGUUAUGAAAUGUACCUGUGUCGCUGCCUUAAAACCAGCAAUUUUUAAAAAAUUACAAUGUAAUCAUUUUAAAAAAUUAAAUUUAUUUUGAGUAAAAAAUUAA
Molecule: messenger RNA, 1796 nt
Organism: Frankliniella occidentalis (western flower thrips)
Lineage: Eukaryota; Metazoa; Arthropoda; Insecta; Thysanoptera; Thripidae
Gene: Shmt
Product: serine hydroxymethyltransferase
Exons: 9
Coding region: 182-1588 (468 amino acids)
Biological process (GO): L-serine catabolic process; protein homotetramerization; purine nucleobase biosynthetic process
Cellular component (GO): nucleus; cytoplasm; cytosol
Molecular function (GO): pyridoxal phosphate binding; protein homodimerization activity; mRNA regulatory element binding translation repressor activity
Source: RefSeq, a predicted model, not a curated record